AUGUUUGAGGCAUGGAAUAGAACGGAAAGGACGGUAGCUGUAGUGGGGCAUAGGAGGUGGGUUGAUAAGGCGGGAAGGGAUAUCGUUAGGAUAGACAGACUAGGGAAGACAUUUUUGAGCCACNCGCUGCUCACACACAUGCCUGCUCGAUUACCGGCUGUACCUGGUUAGUGCGUGCGUCGAGCGAAAGGGGCCGUUCUUGCUACGGUUACGAUGGCAUGAGUAGGGAACUUGUGACGGUUAUGAGUUUGCCUUCUCUCCACAAUACGUCCGAGGGGCCAUGUCAUCUUGCAGAAUGCGCUCGUCCAUGUUGGGGCGGCAUAUAUAGUAAGCAGUGGUGAGGGCAAGUAGGGAACGAUCUGUGAUGUUCUAUUGUUUCCCGUCAACUUCACGUCUUAGGACCAACCCCACGACUAGAAAUCUUUGUACACACGGUGGGCCACGCGAUCUGUAUCAUCUUUUGUCGCGAAGCAUGC
Ectocarpus sp. CCAP 1310/34 is the source of this 476-nucleotide messenger RNA. Lineage: Eukaryota; Phaeophyceae; Ectocarpales; Ectocarpaceae. The record is from the annotation of a GenBank genome assembly.